Carlito syrichta (Philippine tarsier) is the source of this 2644-nucleotide messenger RNA. It is a transcript of the gene VAMP7, whose product is annotated as vesicle associated membrane protein 7. Bases 179 to 841 code for a protein of 220 amino acids. Gene Ontology annotation, cellular component: membrane; SNARE complex. The transcript has 8 exons. Lineage: Eukaryota; Metazoa; Chordata; Mammalia; Primates; Tarsiidae. Gene Ontology annotation, biological process: vesicle fusion; exocytosis. Gene Ontology annotation, molecular function: SNAP receptor activity; SNARE binding. The record is from RefSeq and is a predicted model, not a curated record.
AUUGGAGGGGCGCUGACACUCCUAGGAGGUCACGCGUAGGCGGGGCGAUUUACGCGGAAGUCAGCGGCGUCCGGUCCCAGCCUGCUCUGGGAGCGCGAAGUCGGCGACCCUGCGCUGGCCGGUGCUCCUUGGCCCCGAGCCUGCGCGCCCUCCGUGGGUGCCCGGACAGAUUAAAGCCAUGGCCAUUCUUUUUGCUGUUGUUGCCAGGGGGACCACUAUCCUUGCCAAACAUGCCUGGUGUGGAGGAAACUUCCUGGAGGUGACAGAGCAGAUUCUGGCUAAGAUACCUUCUGAAAAUAACAAACUAACGUACUCACAUGGCAAUUAUUUGUUUCAUUACAUCUGCCAAGACAGGAUUAUAUAUCUUUGUAUCACUGAUGAUGAUUUUGAACGUUCUCGAGCCUUCAGUUUUCUGAAUGAGAUAAAGAAGAGGUUCCAGACUACUUAUGGUUCAAGAGCACAGACAGCACUUCCAUAUGCCAUGAAUAGCGAGUUCUCAAGUGUCUUGGCUGCACAGCUGAAGCAUCACUCCGAGAAUAAGGGCCUAGAUAAAGUGAUGGAGACUCAAGCCCAAGUGGAUGAACUGAAAGGAAUCAUGGUCAGAAACAUAGAUCUGGUAGCUCAGCGGGGAGAAAGAUUGGAAUUAUUGAUAGACAAAACAGAAAAUCUUGUGGAUUCUUCUGUCACCUUUAAAACUACUAGCAGAAAUCUUGCACGAGCCAUGUGUAUGAAGAAUCUCAAGCUCACUAUCAUCAUCAUCAUUGUAUCAAUUGUGUUCAUCUAUAUUAUUGUGUCACCUCUCUGUGGUGGAUUUACAUGGCCAAGCUGUGUGAAGAAAUAAGAAAAAAAAGUUAUAAUUAACCAAGAAUAUGAGAGAACAAGGAGUAAAAAGCAAUUCAUGUGACUCAGCCUUUCACUACUGACAGAUGGAGUCUGCCAGUCUCUUCAAUCCUCUUCUUACCUUUUCUUUUUUAAAAAUCUUGUUCUAAGCCUCCAGAUUUAUCUUUGUCCUAUCAACCAAUUUAUUCCAGUGAACUUCAGAUUUAACCAUCAUUGCAACAGUAGCCUUAAAAAGGCUUUUGUUUGUUUCUUUGGUUCGUUAACUAGUGUCAUUUUUGUUUUUAAUUGUACAAAGCUAUUGCCAAGAUGGAAACCACCAGUCUUAUGAGUUGUCUACUAAAAUUAUGGAGAAACUUCCAUGUGCACACAAAAGUAUUCAUGAAACAAAUAGUACUGCUAACACCUCAUCUUAAUGUCUUUUGUUAUUGAAAAGUUUUAGGUGCUUCAAAACAAUAUAAAUGGAGAAUAGUUAUUUUGUGGAUUGGUGGUGCUGCUUGUUUCUAGGAGCUCAGACAGGUAAAGUAUGAAACAUUCUUAUAUCAGUCAGAUGGGAAACAUUUUGCUAGCCUAUUAGAAGCACACAUAAUUAUCCUUGUCCUCCUAGUACUCACUGUGGAAAUGAAGUUCAGUGUGCUAAUCAUUCACAAUACAGUGGAUAGCUUGAUAUCCUCUGUUUUCCCAUUGCAGUUGAUUGGAGAAGAUGAUGGUUUAAAUAUUGUUGUAAGUUGUGGUUUUUUAUAUAUUCCCUUUUCUUUUGUGGAUAUUUAGGGCAAUUUUAUUGCUAAUAGAAUGGGUAGUGGAGGGGGUGGGGAAACAAAUUCUUCUGACUCACCAAAGAAAAAGAAGAGAACCACAGUGGAUGUGCUAGCAUUUUAACUGUACAAAUGGAGGUAGUGUGGGAAAAUUUUUCCAUUAUGGGAAAAACCCAAACUGAAUACAGUCAGCAGUCAACUCCAGGUUUUAGGUUUGACUCCUGUUGAAUAAUAGCUUAAACAUCCUUUGUGGUUUAAUAAAUUCUUUAAUCUGCCUAGUUUUGAAGAAUUAUUUUGUGAAACUUGAAAGAGAAUAGACAAUAUGGUGUAUAGAAAUAAUAUAAAACAGUUUAAUAUCCAUUUAACUGCAGUGUAAGAAAACUGGACUGUAAUCAUACUGCUUCAGCUACUCUGGCAUUUGUUAUCUAGUGUGUACUUUCGGUGUGUAUCUGAAAGGAAGACAUUUGCUGUCAUAAAUCUAAUUGCAUCUGUUUAUCAGUAAGUGCCAUUAAAUGGAAAUUAUAUUACAUUUUACUCUUUCCCAAUGAAAGAACAAAUUCAUCUAUAGAACCUAGCCACCUGUUUAGCCUAGUCAUGUGCCUUGAAUAUAUGUGUCUCAUAAUCUAGCUCAUGGUACUUGUACUUCCAUCUAAACCAUUCGUUUAUGCUACCUUUUUAAUUUAUCUGACAUGUGUCUUAGGCCCACUGAACUCUUUUCAUGUUACUCUUGCAUAGCACAAACAUUUUUCCAGUCUUCUUUAUCAACACUAAUGCCUUGUAAUUGCAUCAGCAUUUCCUAUUGGGAAGUACAUUUGUUCCAGAAAAACAUUUGGCAUUCCUAAAUAAUUUCCAAAUGUUUUUAACACAAAGAAAAAGGCUUAAAGCUUAUUUCCCUUUCUUGUACACACCUGAAUAAAAUUGAUGUGCAUGUUUUAGGAAUGACCUAACUGUUCCUUCGUCUAUUUAUGUAUAAGAAUGCUUUUUAAAGCACAUAUCUCGUUUUAAAUGGCACACAAACUGAAGACAUUAAUAAAAUUUAAGAGUAAUAAGAA